UGGCAGGCGCCGAUCACAUCAUCACCAUGGACCUACAUGCAUCUCAAAUUCAGGGCUUUUUCGAUAUCCCAGUCGAUAAUUUGUAUGCCGAUCCAGCUGUCCUGAAGUGGAUCAAGUAGAACAUCUCAGAAUGGAGGAACUGCACAAUUGUCUCACCUGACGCCGGUGGAGCUAAGAGAGUGACCUCCAUUGCGGUUGAAUGUGGACUUUGCUUUGAUUCACAAAGAGCGGAAGAAGGCCAACGAAGUGGACCGCAUGGUGCUGGUGGGAGAUGUGAAGGAUCGAGUGGCCAUCCUUGUAGAUGACAUGGCUGACACUUGCGGCACAAUCUGCCAUGCGGCUGACAAACUUCUCUCAGCUGGAACCACCAGAGUUUAUGCUAUCUUAACUCACGGAAUCUUUUCUGGUCCAGCCAUUUCUCGCAUAAACAAUGCAUGCUUUGAAGCAGUAGCAGUCACCAAUACCAUACCUCAAGAGGACAAGAUGAAGCACUGCUCCAAAAUACAGGUGAUCGACAUCUCCAUGAUCCUUGCUGAAGCCAUCAGGAGAACACACAAUGGAGAAUCUGUUUCCUAUCUGUUCAGCCAUGUUCCUUUAUAAUAGUGUAACUUCUGAGGCUUUUUCAAAAUAAAAACCCCCACCCCUU
Oryctolagus cuniculus (rabbit) is the source of this 646-nucleotide messenger RNA. Lineage: Eukaryota; Metazoa; Chordata; Mammalia; Lagomorpha; Leporidae. The record is from RefSeq and is a predicted model, not a curated record.